Molecule: messenger RNA, 4345 nt
Organism: Drosophila novamexicana
Lineage: Eukaryota; Metazoa; Arthropoda; Insecta; Diptera; Drosophilidae
Exons: 6
Coding region: 165-2438 (757 amino acids)
Biological process (GO): regulation of calcium ion-dependent exocytosis; calcium-ion regulated exocytosis; cellular response to calcium ion
Molecular function (GO): clathrin binding; phosphatidylserine binding; SNARE binding
Source: RefSeq, a predicted model, not a curated record
UUUGUUUUGUGGCGAAAUACAUUUUAGUGCGUGCAGCUUGAAGCAAAGCGAAAGUAAAAGCAGCAGCUACUUGCAUACUACCGCAAUCUGACAUCCAAGAGGAAAUGCACGCCGCCACGAGCUGCUGCUAACCUGCCUGGCUGACUAGUUACCUGGCUAGAGCUAUGGACAGCGCACCCAUGUCGCUGGCAUUUAGCAGCCUGGGGCUGCUGCUGCUGCUACUGGUGAUGGGGAUGUGCGUGCUGUUGGCCUGUCGUUGCUUGGGUCCGCGUGCCGCCAGCUGGAUGCGAAUGCGCUCCAGCAAGGAGGAGAAGAUUGGCCUGUCCAAGCACAAGCUGUUCCAUCCCAAUGGCUACAUGGCCAGCAUACAAUCCGGCUCCGAGUUUCUGCUGAGCACCAGCGGCAGCUUCAAGCGCUUCGAUACCAUUGACAAGGACGACCACAAUCGCUCCCAGCAGCAGCUGCUGCAGCUGCAGCAACUGCAACAGCAGCAGCAGCAACAGUUGCUGAUGGGCAAUGGAGGCGAUAACAUGACCACGACGACGACCACGACGACGACGACUCCUUUGUGGAAUCUGCCACAGGCGGAUGUCAGCAUUCCGCCGCAGCCGCUGCGCCCGGCGCCGGCGCCCAACAGCGCCGGGCCCAGCAGCAAGACGGUCACCUUCUCCUUCAGCCAGAUCAAUGAGCUGGACUCGCCAACGAGCCAGGAGCCGCGCUCCUGCCUGCGCCCGGCAACUGUUGCGGCUGCUCUGCCGCAGCCACUGGAGGCGCCGCCGCCGCCACGACUAACCACAUCCGCAUCGGUGACGCUCUCGGCGACGGCCAUACCGCGUCCUAUUGCCAAGCGGCAGGUCUCGCUGCAGCAGGGCAUCAAUCGCAGCACAGAACCCGCAACGCCCCCGUCCCAAUCCCAGUCCCAGCCGGAGCGUCGUCCGCCGGCGCUAAAGCGUCGCAACUCGAGCACGAAUCCCUUUCUGUGCGAAUCCAUGGAACAACUGCCGCCGGCGACACCACCGCCACCAGCGGAGCAACUGCCGCCGGCGGCGGCGCAGCACAAUGGCAAUCCCUUUGUGCACGGCCAGAGCCUGUCCAGCCGUCUGCUCCGGCUGCAAAACGCCAACAAUCCAUUCACGGGGCUGACGCAGCGCGUCAAAGGGCCGCACAUGCUGCAGAAGACCAUCUCGGAGGAUUAUCUGUUCCGCAAGCUGGGCGCCAACGGACAGCUGCCCAAUGGACAUGGACAUGGCGCCGCGAAUGGCAACGGCAACUCCACCUGGUGCUUUGGACGUUCGCUGCUGCGCCAGGACUCGAGCAUCAGCCUGGGCCUGGGCAGGCGGAACAGCUCCCAAAUGUCGCUAGAUGGCUCCAUUGAGGGCAUCCAUUUGGAGCACGGCAUCUCGUGCGAUUCGGUCAACUCGGAUGCCUCCUCGCUGUGCCUGGACCAGCUCGAUCAGCCGUACACGCAAAUCACGGGCUAUCUGUGCGUCGGCCUGCAGUACGACAAGCACAACAGCAACAGCGGCCAGAACGAGGAGGAGGAUCAGCUGGAGCUGACGGUCAGCGUGCUGGAGGCCAAGGGACUCAUCUGUCCGCUCAGCAUGGGGCUCGACUCGCUGGACACAUUCGUGCGCAUCUACCUAGUGCCCGAUCAUGCGGGCGGCAUGCAGACCAAGGUGGUUCAGUCAACGCUGACGCCAGCCUACAAUGAGAGCUUCAACUUUCGACUGAAGCGACAGGCGGGCAGGCACUCGUUGUGGUUCCAUCUGUACCACAAUGGGCCCGCGCAUACGCUGAUCGGCGAGGCGGAGAUGGAGAUUGGCGAGAUGGCGCGUCCAAUAACCACGUGGAUACCAUUGUCCGAUUCGCGCAAAUGCAACGCACGCUGGGGUGAGCUGAUGUUCUCGCUAAGCUAUCUGCCCACAGCGGAGCGCCUCACCAUAGUCGUGGUGAAGGCGCGCAAUCUCAAACUGGACCUGGACCUAGAAGCGGAGCAGCAGCAGCAGCAGCAAUCGCCCACAGCUGCCGCAGUGCAGCACGUGUUUGUCAAGGUUUAUCUGCUGAACAACGACAAGAUGGUGCUGAAGAAGCGCACCUCGCUGAAGCGCAAGGAUCGCUGCCCCAUUUUCAACGAGUCGAUGAUCUUCAGCGUGCCGCCCCAGGGCCUGACCACGGUCCAGCUGCGCUUGACCGUCUUCGGUGUCACCGACAACGGUAUCGUGCCGCUGGGUCAUGUCAUUGCCGGCAGCUGUGCGGUGGGCAAGGGUCUGCGCCACUGGCACCAGAUGCUCUCCUCGCUGCGCAAGCCGGUCGCCAUGUGGCAUGUGCUGCGACGCGCUGCCAACCAGCCCGUCUUCAUUGGCGGCGCCGAGGCCGUUGUCGCCGCCAUGCAGAGCACCCUGCAGCGGGCGAGCGCCAAGCGCAACAGCAUCGUCUAGAGGGUUGAGAAGAUGGAGCUGACGUGGGAGUGGCAACUGGAGCGAGAGUUGUAGUGUGAGUGGGAGCAGAAAAUGGAGCGGAAGCUGAAGCAGGAAGUGGAACGAGAGCUGGAGCGGGAACUGGAGCAGGAACAUGACCAGCAACUGAAGCAAGAAGUGGAGCAAGAGUUUCAGUGACAGCAACAACUGCAGCAAGAACUGGAGCCAGAGGUGGAACGAGAACUGGAGCAGGAAGUAAAUCAAGAGCUGGAGCUAGAGCUGGAGCAAGAACUGGAGCAAGAACUGGAGCAAGAACUGGAGCAGGAGCUAGAGCUGGAGCAAGAACUGGAGCAGGAGCUAGAGCGAGAACUUUAGUAGAUGCUGAAAUGGGAACUGGAGCGGGAACUGGCAAAUGAACUGGAAUGAAAACUAUAGUGGGACCUGGAGUGGGAGCUGGAACAAGAGCUGGAGCAAGAACUGAAGCGAGAGCUGGAGCCAGAGCUGGAGCGAGAACUAAAGCAAGAACUGGAGCAAGGACUUUAGUGGCUGCUGAAGUGGGAACUGGAGCGACAGCUGGCAAAGGAACUGGAGCGAAAACUAUAGUGGGAGCUGAAGUGGGAACUGGAGCAAGAGCUGGAGCAAGAACUGGAGCAACACACCUGUUGCGAGAACUGGAUCGAGAACUGGAGCAGGAGCUAGAGCAAGGACUGGAGCUUGACCAGGAGCGAGACCUGGAGCGAGAACUUUAGUGGAAACUGGAGCGGGAACUGGCAAAGGAAGUGGAGCGAAAACUUUAGUGGGAGCUGGAGUGAGAACUCGAGUGUCUGCUGGAUCAGGAGCUGGUAUGGGAUAUCCAGCGAGAACUUAAACGUAAGCUGGAUUAAGAGCUGUAUCUAAAAUUAGAGUCGCAUUUAGCAGCGACCAUUUUGAGCCAAUUGCCAUAGACAGAAGCCACAUUCUCCCUCGCUUCAGCCACAACCCACAACCCAGAAUCCAUUACCCAUAUCCAACUGCCAUGUGCCCUUGUCCCACCUUCAAGAUGGCAGCCUGUGCAUUGCAUUUACUAAAUUUCUUACUUUUCUACAAAUUUCCUACAACAAAUGCGCAAUAGGGCAUUUAGGUUUAGGCAUUACCUAGUACAUAGGCGUAAUACCAGAUACCAGAAAAAUCUUCGAAACUAUUCGAGAAAACCUUAAACUAAACUUAACAGAAACCCCGCACCAAAGGACAAAUCGAGCCUAUUAACUAGCUAUAUAUAUACACACACACACAUAUAUAAAGAUAUAUACUAUAUAUAUACAAAUCUAUAUAGCAGUAUUUAGUAUAUACUGAAUAUAUACUAUACAUACUAUAUGUAGUCGUAUGCAUGCACAAUAUUUAUGUACUUAUUAAAUACUGCACGCACUCAUUGUUAUCAUGCAUUUACCACUUAUCGAUAAUUAUCGAACUGCUUAAUAUCGAUCAGCGUAUAAACUAGAUCAAGCUCUUCGGCAAGUCGAAUAUUGAAUACCCUUGCCAUACUGCAAGAAAUCCAAUUCAAUUUGGAUUCCUCAACUUCAAUCAAGCCGACUUUGUAUUUUUGAUUUAUGAAAAGACCGAGAAAUUAUUGCGAUAGCUUAUUUGGAUAUUGUAAAGAUUUUAAAUAUCUGAUGGUUGCAAAAUGAUAGUUCCAUAUAUUACUGAAUGACUGUCAUUGACUGUGUCGAGAUAACAAAGAUCGAAUAUGUCUACUCAUAAAUAACUGACUGACGGCUGAUUGACUGACUAAUUGACUGACUGACUAACUGACUGAAUGACUGACUGACUGACCGAUUGAUUGCGAUUGAUCUUACCUGACGAGAUUUUCGAUAACAACGUUGGAAUAUGCCUACUCAUGAUUGACUGACUGACUGACUGACUGACUGAUUGACUGAUUGACUAUCUGAUUG